GGACAGGCCAGCCUCGCCAGGGGCACAGGCAUGGAUGGAGUGACGUCCAGAAGCCCAGGCGUCAGCACGGCAAGGCAGACCCAGAUAGUCGCCUGGUGACGGCUUGCCCACGUGACAGUGCGUCCGGGCCAGCCCUGCCCAGCACGAGCCGCGCGGUUCUGGCCGGGUUGUGGCCUUGUGCCUUUUCCGGCACCACCAGAAAGCUGUGAUCCUCCAGACCCAGACGUCCCUGGGGCUCAGGACACCCUCCUCGGGGUGCAGAACCUUCUCAGACCGGGUCCGGCCGUCCCUCCCUCCCGCUGCCCGGUGUUCAGCCCAGGUGGGCAGUCAACCCCUUAUUGCCAGGCCUCCGGAGGACCAGAAAUGCCCCCGCAUCCCCUGGAGGGACCCCUGGAGGUGGCCCGGAGCCUGGACGCCUGGUACCUGGGUCUCAGGGGGGACCCUCCUCCCAAGGGAGUUCCCUGAUUCCUGAGGGCCAGCAGUUCCGGCCUUGAGGUGGGGCUCCCCGGAGCCCUGCCUCUCACAUCCCUCCCCCACCCAGCAGACUCUCUCAUUCACUGGAGGCCUGGCCACGGCUCCGAGCUCGCAGUCCUUGCGUGUGCUAGGUAGAGAGGAGGCCUGGAGGCCAGGCCGGCCGCAGGAAGUUCAGGCAGCAGGCCAGCAGGAAGGGGAGAUGGGGCGCCCCCCAGACGCCCACAGCACCCUGGCCCCGGCGGGCACCACAACUGUACCCGGGCUCAUUCCGGACCUCGUCGCCGGGCUCCCCUGGCCCAGCUGGGCGCUCACGGCCGUCGCCGUGGCUGCCGGCGUCCUCGCCGUGUCCUGCCUCCUCUGCGUCGCCUGUUGCUGCUGCUACCAGGGCUGCAGGAAGAAGCCCAGGGGCCAGGAGGCUGUGGGCCUGGGCGGCCCUCAGGGCACCACCAGCAUCCACCUGGUGCAGCCGGACGUGGAGAGCUCGGAGUCUGCCCCCGGGGGCCCCCGGCACUGGGGACGCCUGCUGCUCUCCCUGGGGUAUGACUUUGGAAGCCAGGAGAUCCAGGUGGGCCUCAAGCAGGCCGCAGACCUGAGGGCCGGGGGCCCGGGCGGCACGGCAGACCCCUACGCCCGCGUCAGCCUCUCCACGGGGGUGGGGCACACGCACGAGACCAGGGUGCACCGUGGCACGCUGUGCCCCACGUUCCACGAGACCUGCUGCUUCCACGUGCCGCAGCGCGAGCUGGCUCGGACCGCCCUGCGGGUGCAGGUGCUAAGCUUCAGGCGGUUCUCUGCCCACGAGCCGCUGGCUGAGCUCAGCCUGCCGCUGGGCACCGUGGACCCGCAGCACGUCCUAGAGCAGUGGUACCAGCUGGGCCCGCCGGGCACCACCGAGCCCGAGCCCUCGGGUGAGCUGUGCCUCUCGCUCCGGUACGUGCCCGGCUCGGGCCGGCUGACCGUCGUCGUGCUGGAGGCCCGAGGCCUGAGCCCGGGACUGGCAGACCCCUACGUGAAGGUCCAGCUCAUGCUGAACCAGAGGAAGUGGAAGAAGAGAAAGACCUCGGCCCGGAAGGGCACGGCCGCCCCCUACUUCAACGAGGCCUUCACCUUCCUCGUGCCUUUCAGCCAGGUCCAGAGCGUGGAUCUGGUGCUGGCCGUCUGGGCCCGGGGCCCGCACUUCCGGGCCGAGCCCGUGGGCAAGGUGCUGCUGGGCGCGCGGGCCUCGGGUCAGGCCCUGCAGCACUGGGCCGACAUGCUGGCCCACGCCCGGCGGCCUGUUGCCCAGUGGCACCGCCUGCGGCCCGCCGGGGAGGUGGACGGAGCCCUGGCCCUGAAGCCCCGCCUGCACCUGCCCUUGCCUGGCUCCUGAAAGCGCCCUCGGGCCUCGGCCUCCCAGGCUGCGGUGUGGGCGCCUGUCCAGGCCGCCCCGCGGGACCACUAAUAAACGCC
Lynx canadensis (Canada lynx) is the source of this 1923-nucleotide messenger RNA. It is a transcript of the gene SYT8, whose product is annotated as synaptotagmin 8. Gene Ontology annotation, cellular component: axon; dense core granule; synaptic vesicle membrane. The record is from RefSeq and is a predicted model, not a curated record. Gene Ontology annotation, biological process: regulation of dopamine secretion; synaptic vesicle endocytosis; calcium ion-regulated exocytosis of neurotransmitter. Lineage: Eukaryota; Metazoa; Chordata; Mammalia; Carnivora; Felidae. Gene Ontology annotation, molecular function: phosphatidylserine binding; syntaxin binding; calcium-dependent phospholipid binding. The transcript is spliced from 9 exons. The coding region runs from base 674 to 1843 and encodes 389 amino acids.